Molecule: messenger RNA, 2805 nt
Organism: Botrytis byssoidea
Lineage: Eukaryota; Fungi; Ascomycota; Leotiomycetes; Helotiales; Sclerotiniaceae
Exons: 3
Coding region: 1-2805 (934 amino acids)
Source: RefSeq, a predicted model, not a curated record
AUGGCUUCAUGGAAAUUGGUUCUCGCGCCAGCCGAUGAGGGCAAAAUCAAAUAUACCUCAUUCGCCAAUGCAAGAAAGUAUUUCGCUCUCGAUGCUUCUGGAUCUACAGUUGGCCUUCGAUUCAUCUCGGAACAUAAUUUUGCAGAUGGAAUUCACGAAGUAUCUAUAAAAAAAGAUGAAGAUAGAGUCACGAGAUGGGGUUCCAACUGCAGAGACCCAACGAGUUGGGAGCAAUGUUUUUGGGCUCCCGAUCAGGACGGAACGCAGCCACAACAUAUGUUGAGGAACCAAAAGUCGAUCCAAGCGAUUCGCGAUUCUGAUAUUUGGUUCUUACUUACAGAUGGAGAGGUCCUCAAUUCUGAGGUGCACACACUGGCGGGGUUGGGACAAGAACUGGGAGUCGAAGCAGCGCUGAUCCAAAGAAUCGCCAAGCUAAAAAUUCAUGUCCCAACUGCGGAAACAAGAAUUGCAACACCAACUCAGCUCAAUUUAGGCGAACAAUGGAACGCGGCUCACAAUAACUCCCAGCCUACAUUGGUAGACAUUGACAUGCUUCUUCGAGCAGGAGUUAUGUCAGAUGAAGAUCGUGAUCUACUCUUUGCAGAUGAAGCACUCGAUGCUCUGCUUCUGGCCUGCAAGUCUCGCGGAAAGCUGAAUGAACUUCGAUCAUUCCUUCUCACCCAAAAAGUCGAACAAUUGACAAUCAAACUCGAAGACGUAUCUGGUGCCACGGGCUUUAUUCAUCUCCUUGCUGAUCAAGAAAUGCCUAGCGAGACUAGAACUCUCCUGCAAUCCAAGCUAAGAGACGCCCACGAGGCAAACCGUAAAGCUUAUACCGCAGCUCAAAAUAAUGUACAAAUAAAGGCCAUCCAAGAUCGUAAUCGAAGAGUCGAUGCAGCAUUACGUGCUCUAUCUGGUUCAGAAAAAUCUGAAUUUACAGCAGAAAUUCUCUCGAGAAGAUCCAACCGAGCACGACGAGCUGAAAAUAUUUCCGUAGACUCUGCAGUGGAUAUUUCAGUGCUAGAUCUUGGAGCCCCAGGCUUUAGAGGUGAAUGCCAGGUUUGCUGUGGGGACAAUGAAGUUCUAUCAAUUGCUCUCAAAGUACUGAGCGCAGAUGCUAUGGCAGCUAAUACCGAUAACUUUGCUCUUGACUUCCCAUUGGCAGCCGGGAGAUUUGAGGCGAAUAUGAAUAUACUGUCCAGUCAGUGUGUUUGUUUCCAAUGUGCUUUAUUCGGAAGACCUGAUCACUCUAUCUACGGAGAAGAGAUCUCCGCUGUCAUUCCCACUCUAGAGUACACUGGGAGUAACAAAUUGUACAUCCACCAACAGCUGUACAAAGCACUCAAUGCGGGGCUGAAAACUGGCGUUCCAGCUAUGGGACAGUUGUUUGCGACAAUUUUGGAUCGCACUCUGAGGGUCAAGGAGUGGGCUGGUGCCGGCUUUGAGAAUGAGCAAGGAAGCAUAGAUGCAGAAAUUCUGCAGAGGAGAAAUGCAAUAACUUGGCUUCUGAACAAUAUAAUUUCACAUCUCCGAGUAAGGGAAACAUCCAAUGAACUAGGCCAAUGGACUAGCUACCCUCUCGCUCUUGCCUGGGCGGCACAAGAUUUCCAAAAAGAAGGGUUGACGUCUUGGUGUAUUAAUUAUCCUGUCGCAGGUUUCAUGCAACUCUUACGUUUCGGAAAAACACUGAAUGUGUUUUCCGAUGAAACCAUCACGGAUAUGAAGAAUAUCAAAUCCCUGCAUUCAUUCGUCUCAACCUUCCUUGCACGGCUCUAUAAAAACAUGGGUAAAUCCCGCAACUGGACGAAACCUCUGUUGGAAAUUCUUUACGUGGAAUUUAAUGACGAUCUAAUUCCAAAAGAUUUGGGAGGCAAUGCAUCGAUAUUAAGAUCAGUACCAACAUUCUGGAACACACUGAUGGAAUUCAUGCCUGCGGAAGAUUUUCUCAAAGUGUUUUACCAAUUUGCGCACACAUCUGCAAAGACAUAUUUCGCACAAUUGCGCUCCAAGGAACCGUUAGCUGUUGUUUUGCUGGAUACAAAAGCUGAAGUUCCUGAAAAUACUGUCAUCGAGAUACUACUGAGUAUAUUCAUUGAAUCCAAGCCAGGGUUUAAGAAUAAAGAUGCGUAUACUAGCCACGAAAAUGUUGUAGUGCCAUUGGAGAAUCCAUUUGGUGCGUCGGUACUCCACUGUGGAGCUCCAGAUUGCGGUAUUUCGUUUCUACCAGAGGAAGUCUCGUUGAAGCAAAUUGCAGACGGGGAGAUAGAAUGGACGCCACGACUAUUGGAUCAAGUGAGAAAGAAGAGGCGAGAUCACCUUAUCGAUAUCUUCGGUAUUCUCGGAAAAUCUGAGAUUGAAAAAGAAAUAAGCGAAACAGGACUACCAGGUGUAACAAAAGUCCCAUCAAGACCAAAUGAAGUUCACACUUGUAUGCAUAUAGGAAUCGCCAAAACAUGGGCUACACUGACGCGUAAAGAGAGAAGAAAUUUGGCAGGUGCCAUUCAAUCUUCGUGGAUUGGUGAUUGUGAUGAAGAGGAUGAAAAGGUGAUCGAGGAGUUCGUAAUCAAAGCAAGAAAAUGCAUUUGUGGGGUUGGGAGGGGCAAUUUUUAUUCGGCAACACUGGAAAGAGAUAUCAGGGCUGUGUUGCCCAGCUUUCUGGAGGUUUUGAAGGUGGGCUUGGCGAUGGAGAAGAAAGAGGGGACAUGCGAGGAUGUGAGUUUGUAUGAGUUUGAUUUUGGGGAGAAUAGGGUCGCAGUGAAAAUUAGGUGGGAGGUGGAAUCUUUGAGGAGGAAAGGGCUCGUAUAA